Zingiber officinale is the source of this 2581-nucleotide messenger RNA. Its product is annotated as disease resistance protein RGA2-like. The transcript has 2 exons. Gene Ontology annotation, molecular function: protein binding; ADP binding. The record is from RefSeq and is a predicted model, not a curated record. Gene Ontology annotation, biological process: defense response to other organism. Lineage: Eukaryota; Viridiplantae; Streptophyta; Magnoliopsida; Zingiberales; Zingiberaceae. The coding region runs from base 137 to 2581 and encodes 814 amino acids.
GACCGAUCCUUUUUAAUAAUUCAUCAAAAAUUGGAAGAAGACUUCAAGGAUCGGAGUCGUCGCCUUGCAAGUUGCAAAUUAUUGCUUCUCUUUUCUUUCUCCUCCAAGUCCUUGUUAGCAUCCUUCAUCCGGAGCCAUGGAAGCAGCUUUGGUAGCUACAGCUCGCUUUGCGGCGGACAAGGUGACAAUUCUCGUCCAACUCGACGAGAAACUCAAGGCAAUGACUGGUAUCGAAGAGAAGAUGAAGAAGCUCAAGGAGAUGUCGACGAUAAUUGACAUGGUGAUCCAAGACGUCGAGUCCCACCCUUUAAAUAAUGAUGUUGUGAAGGAUUUGCUGAGGAAGCUCAAAUAUUUGGCCUACGAUCUCGAGGAUGUUGUAGAUUGCUAUGACACCGAAACCUCGCGGAGGCAGAGAUCAUCAAUAGUGAGUGAUUUCUUCUCUUCCAAUAAUCAAGUUGUCUUUACGAGUAACAUAAGUGACAUGAUACAAGGUGUAACAAAUAGUCUGGGUUCUAUUUUGCUACAAAAAUCCAUUCUUCUCAAUUUGCCACAAAGCAGUAGCCACAUGUCACUGCCCUACAGAGGUACCCACUCACGCAAUACCAUUGAAGUUGUAGGGAGAGAACUAGAGAAGAAUAAGAUUGUCAAUAUGUUAACAAAGGAAGAUGAUGAUGAUGAUGAAAGUGACCAUGGCACAGUGAAGGUCAUUGCCAUCGUUGGGAUGGGUGGCCUGGGGAAGACUACACUUGCUCAGCUUGUUUUCAAUGAUGCGAGGGUGAAAGAUCAUUUUGCAAGUCCAAGAAUGUGGAAACUUGUCGGGGCUGAAUUUGAUCCUGAAAAGAUAAUGAAGUCUGUUUUAGAACUGGCUACUGGUGCACCGGUCAACAUCUCAGAAAUAGAAUUAGUGAGGCAGAAUCUAGAAACAGCAUUAUCUGGGAAGAGAUUUCUGCUCGUGCUGGAUGAUGUAUGGAAUGAAGAUCCAUUUGAGUGGGGUACACUGAAAGCAGCCUUAACAUGUGGGGCGAAAGGAAGCAAAAUUUUGGUGACAACCCGUAGCCUACAUGUCUGUUCGAUUAUGGGCUCAUCCACUGCCACCCACCAAAUACAACAGUUAUCCCGAGAUGAUUGUUUAUCUUUGUUUCAACAAUUUGCAUUUGGAGACGAAGCACCCGAUCAAAAGUUGAUGAAAAUUGGUAAAAAGAUUGUUAAGAAAUGUGACGGUGUGCCCUUGGCUGCCAUAUCUCUUGGUAACAUGCUCCGUGGCACUCGAGAUGAGACUUAUUGGUCCUCCGUAUUGAAGAGUGAAAUAUGGCAGCUCCGAGAUGAGGAACAGAAAGUGUUAGCUGUACUAAAGUGGAGCUAUGACACUCUCCCUCUACGAUCAAAGAAGUGUUUUGCAUUUGGUUCCUUAUUCCCUAAAGACUAUAUGAUGCAAAAGGAUAAAUUGAUAAAACUGUGGAUAGCAAAUGGUUUUGUAAGUUCAGAAGGAAAUUUUGAAGCUGAAACAGAGGGCAACCGCAUCUUUGAUGAUCUUGUGUCCAGAUCAUUCAUUCUCUUGGCCCCUGUUCAAUAUGAUCGUCGUAUAACCAAGUGCACGAUGCAUGAUUUGAUGCAUGAUUUGGCACGAUCAGUAUCUGGAAAUAUAUAUUGGAAUUCUAUUCAAGACUUAGUGGAAGUUAUAGGAGAGCGAACAUAUCAUUUGCAAAUAAAUGAAGGAAAGCUACCAAACAUGACUCAGGUCUUAGCCAAGAAACCAACAUACUUGCGCACCUUUUUCCAAGAUAAACUUUCACGUUUGAGUAUCAAUCUUCAUGAAGUCUUUUCAGUAUUGAAAUUUUUGCGGGCAUUAAAUUUAACUGAAAGUGGCAUUAGGGAUAUACCGACGUCAAUAGGAAAUCUGAUACAUUUGAGGCACCUCAACUUGUACUAUAAUGAAAUUGAAGUUCUACCCGACUCCAUAACCCUUCUCUCCAAUUUACAGUAUCUGAAUCUCAGUUUCAAUUAUGGACUUCGAGAGCUACCAAAAGAGUUAGGGAAUAUGCAAAACCUUCGGGAUCUUGAUUUAGUAAUGGAUUAUAAAUUGACACAGAUUCCUUGUGGAUUAUCUCGACUAACUAAUCUUCGAAGUUUACCUGUCUUUAUUGCUAGUGACAAAACUGGCGCAUGCUCAAUUACAGAGCUUGAGGAUUUGAAGCUUUAUGGAAAAAUGGGAAUUAAAAUUUCCCAUGAUUUUAAGAAUUAUUCUCGAAGUGGAAGAAAAAUCUUGAAGAAUUCAGAUCUUGAUGAACUACACAUAGAGUUUGGUGUUUCAGAAGGAUAUCACAAGGACAUGUUGGAUGAUCUUUGUCCCAACACGAGUUUAAAGAUGUUAAGAAUAUCGAACUAUAGGAGCCCACAAUUUCCAACAUGGUUGAUAGAGUUACAAAUGCCAAAUUUGGUUGUAGUUGACCUCGGCUGUUGUUGUGGGCAUAUUCUUCCGUUUCGAAAUCUGCAGUUUCUUAAGAAGCUUAGCUUAGGCCGCAUGAAUGGAAUUACACAGAUGGUUACUGAGUUCCACGGAUUUCCGGAUGUCCUAAAUUGA